UAUUACUACUACUUCUGUUAUAACUACUGCUACAACUUUUACCACUGCUUCUACUACCAUUGCUACUGCUAGCAUUGUUAUUACUGCCAUUGCUACUGCUAGCAUUGUUAUUACUACUGUAAUAUUUUUCUGUGAUAUUAGAUGUUUCCACUGCCACCACCUCUGUUUAUCCGGUCUGGUCUGGUUUCAGAGGCAAAGGAGUACUCACCACAACCCAUUUAAAAUAACUGAAUACAAAAGUUUAUUUAGAAAUAACAAAACCAAUGUCUAAUAUAAGGGCUGGGCUGGCGGAUCAGAAGAAGGCUAUGCAGCAGGUUAGGCAGCUCCUUCGCUGUCCCAUACACCAACUCUGCACACAAAAGGAAAGCAGGUCACAUACCCUCAAAGAGGCACGGCACACAAGGCUUUCUGCCAGCAGCACACUGCAAAUCAGGGGAUUCACUCCCACACCACCCCAAGAAGAACCACUACAACCAUAAACAAGCAAAUAAAACAACUCUCAACUAGGGGGAAGCAAAGCGCUGUCCAUCCUGUUUAGCUGCCUCUUUUGAAUGCUCGCCGACUCAGACGAUGUCAAUUAAUAAAUCCUAAAAAGAGUCAAAAGAAUCAAAAUACAUCAUUUGGAUAUCCAAUGGACUAACAAACAUAAAAAUGAGGUAUGGUUAAAAGAAUCAGACUUAUCCUCCCUGGUCUGACGACAAGACCCCUCCGUGGGGUCUAGAUACUAGGAUUCCCCACAGGACAGGAAGGUGUCAUCAACUCUAAGGUCGGGUCGGACACGUCGGCAGCAGGCUGGGCGGGGUCUCGUGCAGCUGUAGUUACCAGGAUGUUACAGGGAGCUUAGGCCCACAGGCAAGGCACACUCUAACCCCGGGUCCCUAUUGCUGUCUAAAGGAGGCACCUAGCCUCCCCUCCUAGCCAGCAUUACAAAGCUCCCCUGCUCAACUGUCUUCGCUGCCGGCAGCACUAUAAGCUGCAAACGGCACCCACCCGCCAUGGUGCACUUCUCCAGCUCCAGUUGACAGUCAACAAGCUUCUCUCCAGUUUGCUGCACCCGCUUCCAGCCUUCUUCCCUCACCUCUCAUUUAUCACCUCUCAUUACACCUUGUUGAGUUCAAUUACUCCCCCAACAGGUGGAUCACAUUAGUCAUCAAGUGUCCACGCCACCCACACUACACUACAAUUGCUACUGCUAACAUUGUUGUUACUACCAUUGCUAUUGUUAACAUUGUUGUUACUACCAUUGCUACUGCUAACAUUGUUGUUACUACCAUUGCUACUGCCAACAUUAUUAUUACUACCAUUGCUACUGCCAGCAUUGUUAUUACUGCCAUUGCUACUGCUAACAUUGUUAUUGCUACCAUUGCUACUGCUAGCAUUGUUAUUACUACCAUUGCUACUGCUAGCAUUGUUAUUGCUACCAUUGCUACUUCUAACAUUGUUAUUGCUACCAUUGCUACUGCUAACAUUGUUAUUGCUACCAUUGCUACUGCUAGCAUUGUUAUUACUACCAUUGCUACUUCUAACAUUGUUAUUGCUACCAUUGCUACUGCUAACAUUGUUAUUGCUACCAUUGCUACUGCUAGCAUUGUUAUUACUACCAUUGCUACUUCUAACAUUGUUAUUGCUACCAUUGCUACUGCUAACAUUGUUGUUACUACCACUGCUACUGCUAACAUUGUCAUUCCUACCAUUGGAAUGGCGAUCAUUGCUGCUAUUACCAUUGCUACUGCUAACACUGUUGUUACUACCAUUGCUACCGCUAACAUUGUUGUUUCUACCAUAGCUACUGCUAACAUUAUUGUUAAUAUCAUUGCUACUGCUAACAUUAUUAUUACUACCAUUGCUACUGCUAGCAUUGUUAUUGCUACCAUUGCUACUGCUAACAUUAUUAUCACUACCAUUGCUACUGCUAGCAUUGUUAUUGCUACCAUUGCUACUGCUAGCAUUGUUAUUGCUACCAUUGCUACUUCUUACAUUGUUAUUGCUACCAUUGCUACUGCUAACAUUGUUAUUGCUACCAUUGCUACUGCUAACAUUGUUAUUACUACCAUUGCUACUUCUAACAUUGUUAUUGCUACCAUUGCAACUGCUAACAUUGUUGUUACUACCACUGCUACUGCUAACAUUGUCAUUCCUACCAUUGGAAUGGCGAUCAUUGCUGCUAUUACCAUUGCUACUGCUAACACUGUUGUUACUACCAUUGCUAAUGCCAAAAUUCCUGUAACUACCAUUGCUACUGCUAACAUUGCUGAUAUUACCAUUGCUACUGCUAACAUUGCUGAUACUACUAUUGCUACUGCUACAAGUGGCGAUACUGCUAUUUUUACUGCUAACAUUGCUGCUACUGCCUUUGCUACUGCUAACAGUGUUGUUACUACCAUUGCUACUACUAAAAUUGCUGAUACUUCCAUUGCUAAUUCUAAUAUUACUGAUACUACAAUUGCUACUGCUAACAUUGUUGUUACUACCACUGCAACUGCUAGCAUUGUCAUUUCUACCAUUGGUAUGGCGAUCAUUGCUGCUAUUACCAUUGCUACAGCUAAGACUAUUAACAUUGGUGCUACUACCAGUGCUAAUGCCAAAAUUCUUGUAAUUACCAUUGCUACUGCAAGCAUUUCUGAUACUACAAUUGCUACUGCUAACAUAUUUCUUACUGCCAUUGCUAAUGCAAACAUUAGUAUUACUACCAUUGCUACUGCUUACAUUGUUGUUAUUUCCAUUGCUACUGCUAACAUAUUUGUUACUACCAUUGCUACUGCUAACAUUGUUGUUACUACCAUUGCUACUGCUAACAUAUUUGUUACUACCAUUGCUACUGCUAACAUUGUUGUUACUACCAUUGCUACUGCUAACAUAUUUGUUACUACCAUUGCUACUGCUAACACUGUUGUUACUACCAUUGUUACUGCUAACAUAUUUGUUACUACCAUUGUUACUGCUAACAUUGCUGCUACAAUCAUUGUUGCUACUGUCAUUGUUGCUAAGCUGCUGCGGAAGUUUUUUGCUGGUGUCAAAUUAUCAUGAUGAUAAAUGUACCAUUAUUAUCCAACUGAAAUUCCUGUG
Molecule: messenger RNA, 3066 nt
Organism: Melanotaenia boesemani (Boeseman's rainbowfish)
Lineage: Eukaryota; Metazoa; Chordata; Actinopteri; Atheriniformes; Melanotaeniidae
Exons: 2
Coding region: 1699-3027 (442 amino acids)
Source: RefSeq, a predicted model, not a curated record